GUACCCGUGUUUGUGCGAAAGACGUAAUCUUUGGACGUAAUGUAUCACUGCGGUGCGUGCUUGCUGCCAUCCUAGUUCUCAAAGUUCGUAAAUGUGAAUGUCUUCUUGUCUGUGGUUCUGUCUGUGCUGACUGGUUGAAAACAGGGCAAUGGCCGGUCCAGAGCUCCUGCUGGACUCCAGUAUUCGGAUGUGGGUGGUCCUGCCCAUCAUCUUCAUCACCUUCUUCGUCGGGAUCAUCCGUCACUAUGUGACCCAGCUGCUCCACAGUGACAAAAAGGUCGAUCUGGAGCAGGUGUCUGACAGCCAGGUGCUCCUGCGCAGCCGCAUCCUCAGAGAGAAUGGAAAGUAUAUUCCCCGACAGUCCUUCGCCAUGAGAAAACAUUACUUCAACAACACAGAGACCGGCUUCUUCAAGAAGGUCAAGAGGAAGGUUGUUCCCAAGAACCCCAUGACAGACACCAGCAUGUUGACAGACAUGAUGAAGGGAAACCUGACCAACGUCCUGCCCAUGAUUGUGAUUGGCGGGUGGAUCAACUGGGCGUUUUCUGGAUUCGUCAUAACCAAGGUGCCGUUUCCUCUCACUCUGAGGUUCAAGCCGAUGUUACAGAGAGGAAUAGACCUGCUGUCUCUGGACGCCUCCUGGGUGAGUUCGGCAUCCUGGUACUUCCUCAAUGUGUUUGGACUGAGGAGCAUGUACAGCCUCAUACUGGGACAGGACAACGCUGCUGACCAGUCACGGCUCAUGCAGGAACAGAUGGCAGGUGCUGCCAUGACGAUGCCCCCUGACCCCAACAAGGCUUUUAAGAGCGAGUGGGAGGCGCUGGAGAUCGUGGAACAUAAGUGGGCGCUGGAGAACGUGGAGGAGGAGCUGAUGUCCAGAGACCUCAACUUUGGAAACUUCUUUAGUCAGGACAUCAAGUCCCCCAUGUUGUAGGAGGACGAGGACCCACGAGCUCUGGAGCUCCUGCGUCCGGUUGGCAAACUUGGGAUGUGCAGGUUCUGUGAUAGCUCUAAAGGCUCUGGAACACACAGACUCUCUAAACAAAUAAACCAAUUCAGUCACCCUCCGGCUUUUCAUGAGCCCCCAAAGGCCAUUUGUGUUAAACAAAAGUUAAAGUUGUUCAAAUUUUCUUUAUGUAACACAGUCCAUACCACUGUGAACAGUGCAGUGUUUCAACAAGGCA
Messenger RNA from Scatophagus argus, 1184 nucleotides. Its product is annotated as ER membrane protein complex subunit 3-like. Gene Ontology annotation, cellular component: membrane; EMC complex. The record is from RefSeq and is a predicted model, not a curated record. Gene Ontology annotation, biological process: protein folding in endoplasmic reticulum. The coding region runs from base 149 to 934 and encodes 261 amino acids. The transcript is spliced from 9 exons. Lineage: Eukaryota; Metazoa; Chordata; Actinopteri; Scatophagidae.